Molecule: messenger RNA, 18309 nt
Organism: Hermetia illucens (black soldier fly)
Lineage: Eukaryota; Metazoa; Arthropoda; Insecta; Diptera; Stratiomyidae
Product: hemicentin-2
Exons: 16
Coding region: 1614-4991 (1125 amino acids)
Biological process (GO): cell-cell adhesion
Cellular component (GO): cell-cell junction
Molecular function (GO): cell adhesion molecule binding
Source: RefSeq, a predicted model, not a curated record
CGCAAGUGAACACGGAACGGUCCCGGGUUUCAGUCCCGUCUAGAGCACCCUUAGUAAGAGAUCCUUGAAGCAGUCCUGCCAGUGCGGACAGUAGUCAAGUAAUUUUCUCUCAUUUUCCUUCUUUGAUUUCCGUUUUGUUCUGGGUCUGAUGCAUCGAAGGUGAACAUGCCAGUGUCCUAUUAAGACGUCCUUUUCGGUAGUGGUUCGUUUACGUUUCCGUUCCUUGAUUUGUUUGGACCCUCACCUUUAAAGUACAGUUACUAGAUUGUUGCGAUCCAGCAACGUGAGUGGGCUCUGAAGUUCCAAAAGUACGCAUAGUGAGAAGUGAUUCCGUUUCCGGUUCCACUGAUUAGUACGACUGUCGCCAACCCAAGGUGAGUGUUGCGAGGGUGCGAAGAAAGUGCCGACCCGCGAGGAUUUGCAAGGUCCGUAACAAGAUCCCGACCUAACUUAAAGCAGAACUUCCCGCUCCUCGUCCGCCACGGAUUAGCAGCGAUUUUAAGAGGAUUUAGCGGAAUCUUCUAUAAGUCGUGUAUCUUUUUUUGUGCAGAGGUGAUCUCUCAAUCGAAACGGGAUCUGCCACCAUCCGUAGAAGCGAUUAUUGUUGAGUGUCCUUUUCUUGUUAUUGUUGUUGAUACUGAGCAGUGCGUGGGUGGGUGAUGGUGGAGCAGUGGAAAAAGUAGAGAAUAUUUUCCGUUAGCCGAAAAGGAGAGGCAGGAAAAGAAGCAGAAAUUAAGGAAUUUCGGGAAAAUUUCGUGUUGACGGGUGAAGUGUUUUUCCUUUGUCGGUACGUGCCGUGGAAUUUCUAAGUGCCCGGAACGUCUUAAUUUCAGUGCGUUAAGGAAAUAGGGCGGACCGAAUCGCGGAAGGAAGGCAAAAGUGGAGAGCGGAAAUCAACGUAUGGUUCCUUUGAUGUCGACAACAAGGAACGGAUUUUCGUGAAAAUAUACUUCAAUCUAAACGUAAAGCGUACAACGAAAGAAAAAUCAAUAGAAAUUUCCGCAUAGCAAAGAGUGAAAAUAUAACGAAUAUCGUCUCCUCUUUUCACGAAAAACCUGUACUGAAUAUCGUAUCGCCCACCGAAUUCCAUCGUAAAUCAUCACCAAUUCAAUAUACAUAAACGCAUCCACGUGCGUAAAUCUAUUCACCUGCGUCGUAUUCGAAUUAGUUUGGCGGAAAAUUGGUACACAUGUCGCCUAUUUGUACUGAAAUAUCAAUAGACAGAUUGGUUGCUUGUCGACGAGGUGCAAAUUAGAAAAGGACGCUAUCUUAUCAGCAAUUGGAGCGGAAAAAUUCCGAUCACUUUGAAGUAUCACUAGAACAGGCAAAAGCUGGGAGAGUUAAGUCCUGAAAAGAGGAUAAAUAGAAAUUUUUUUUCGGCCCCCUUUUCGGUCGCAACGAGGCUAAGGAUGCUUGCAAUAAUGCGAUUACAUAAACUUUUGUGGUGACGAUUAAUUGAUAUCCUUUGAACCAAGAACGGAGGACGAAGAACCGAGGCGUAAAGGAAGAUCACGUCCAUCGAUUUGAACAAGUAAAGGAGGAUACGAACACGUCAUAUAGCACGUAACCCGCUCAGAGAUAAUUACAAGUUCCAGGAUAUAAAUUAUUGGAAAAUGUCAUCCGCACUACGAACGCUCGUCACAAUUGUCGUCUGUUUCGCUUUCAGUGAAAUCAACGGCCUUCAACGGUUUGCAGAGCAGCCCGUGUACACAGAGGUUAAUCCCAACGAGGAUGCGAUACUAUCAUGCAAGGUUAUCGACAAACAAGGAUCCUGCUCGUGGCAGAAAGAUAAUAAGCCAGUUGGUAUCUACCCGAAAAAAUACGAGUGGGCAGCCAGUUCAAUGAUGAUCCACCAAAGUUUACAACCACCGCAUUAUGGGGGAGAUUGUUCACUGUGGAUACGUUCUGCCACUUUGGAUUUUGACGAUGGAUUCUGGGAAUGCCAAGUGACAGCCAGCGAUUUUACAACACAAGAUGCCUUGACCAGUCAACCGGUUAGAUUGGUAGUGAGAGUGACACCUCAACGACCUCGCCUGGAGCACGAAGGCGUCCAUGUCCCGCCAGGACAUAAUGUGACAGUGGAUUCUGGUGGAGUGGCGACCGUUAAAUGCAUUUCGCAUUACGGUAAUCCGCCAGCAACACUCAAGUGGUUUCUCGGAGGACGUGAGAUUCCAGCACUGGGGGCCCAGGUGAACGCCACGGAAGCGGACAACCCUCGCACAUGGUCAGCGACGUCGGUGGUUCAAGUGAAGGCAUCAAGAGAGCGACACGGUGAAAUGCUACAAUGUAUCGCGUUCCACGAGUCUUACGCCACAAAAUCGAUGUCCGUGGAAGCUCGCAUGGAUAUUAAGUAUGCACCGACCAUCCGGUUACUGGGCGCCCCACAAAUCGACCUCGAGGAAGGCAAGGACGUUCUUAUCUUGCGAUGCGAGGCGGACGCUAAUCCGCCUGCAAGCAUUGUUUGGAGGCGGUCAGGAAGGUCGGAAAUUGCCAGUUUACAGGAAUCCUUACAACUUCGUCCAGUUAGUCGAGGUGAUGCUGGUCUGUAUACAUGUCAAGCACAAAAUACCGUUGGAACUUCAGAGCAACUUUCUGUCGAAGUUGAUGUUAAGUAUCCGCCCAGAAUAAAUAUUGCCGGUCCAGACUUGCUAACGACUGCACCAUUAUAUAGUCCAGCUGCAUUCAUUUGCGAUGCUGAUGGGAAUCCACCACCGACGUUCAAAUGGUUUCAGAGGUUACCAACGGGAAGCAAACUGCUCGAACGGGGGAUGGAGAAGCGGCUCGUAAUCGACAAUGUAACUUACGACUACCAGGGCGAAUACGAAUGUCAUGCAACGAAUUAUAUAAAUGGCCAGGAAAGGACUGUCACAUCUUCACCGGUGUCGUUACAAGUAGUAGGUGCCCCGCAAGUUCUUCGAUUGCAUCCUGGUGCUCACUCAGUAUCGGUACGAAAAGGACAAACUGCCAGUCUUUCGCUUGUUGUCUGCGCCGACCCGAGACCACGUCACGUAGCCUGGGAAUGGGGGUCCUUGAGAUUGGAAGCUGGUGCAGGAAUCACUCGGUACCAUGCAGACGAAGUGCUGCAGGACUCGCGGGAGGAUUGCUACUUGAGUACUUUGCAUAUUAGAGAUGUCGACAUGCACGACGCCCGACCGUACUAUUUGGUGGUAGAAAACGAACGAGGCGUUGAUCGACAUGCGGUCCAUUUGAUUGUGGAGGGUACGUUUACAGAACCAUUGGAAAUGAGUUAUUUACUUGGAAUUGCCGGAGGAUGCAUUGCCGCUCUAUUGAUCCUGAUAUGUCUAUGCAUCUACGCAGUUCGAGCGAAAAAAUGUUGUUUUAAAGGUCGUUCUGGUUAUAAAUCAUCAGAUAAGGACAGUGAGAAGGCAGACUUGAAGUCCCGCUCGGAUAGCACCAGUGGCCCGCAGGGCGACUCCAUAUACACAACACCAGCCGGAUUCCAUCACAACCACCACCACGGUGGAGUCAUCCAAGGAUCACCGGAGGCAAUGAAGUCGACAACACACCUACUCCAGCCGUGGAAACAAUCCCAACACUCUUCACCACACCAAGAACAACAGUCACACAAGAAAAAGUCCCCAGGACUCAAAACCGGACACACACUCACAUACACAAUACCAUCGUCAGGUGAUCAAACAUACAGUGCUUCAGCAGGACUACUAGGAUCACAACGUCACCAACGGGAUCUUUUCUCCGGAGAUUUAGGUAUACCCGAGAUCACAACGCGCGUUGGAAGUGUUAUCCAUGCAUUCGAGACGAUGGCUAUGCUGCGAAAGAACGACGCUAACUUGGCACCUAUGUUGCGCAAGGACGACUCCUGCAAGUCACUGACAACAGGUGAGCGAAAUAAAUCCUACCGAGCAUCAAAAAUCAGCUUAGGAAGUAAGUAUAAUCAAAUGAAACGUAAAUCGACUGAGAGUCGUAAUAAAGUCGCCCUAGCUUCCACCUCAUCCCAUUCCUUGCCCGAUACCUUUUUCACCCUUCGUCCGCAGAACUACCCACUGCCGAUAGACGUUCCCGAUAGCAAAUCACAGUGUAACCCUUCCUUUUCGGUUGAUAUCAGACAAAACGUUAAAGUUGACCCCAAGCACGACACUCCACACCACAGUGUCCAAGAUGAUUAUCGGAAAAACCUGUUCGGAAGUCAAUCGUUGAAGAAGCGUCGUUCGAAAAUCCCUCUUCUCGGGGGUAGUUCCUACAAAUCAACCGCCGAAAAUGACGAUGACUUCAUAAAUAAAGCGUUUAACGGCAUUUUCGAUAACGUCGAUGAUGAGGACGACAAUGACGACGAUAAAAACAAUAAUAGGAGCGCGAUACCCUCAAAACUAAAUUUAAGACCGUCUCGUUCAUCAACACUAAACGAUAUUUUUGAAUUUACGAAAAAUAAGAAUCAAUCAUUAAGGAAAUCGCCAUCGUCAUCCUCAACCACCGCCAUUUUUCAUGCCGACGCCGUGAAGGACGCGGCCGCCAUUAGACACGUUGCAGACCAUCCGAGUCGUAGGGGUGACAAGUCAAAAUACGAUUUUAAUUAUCCAACGAGUCAACAAAAGCACCAACAAAUCAGCGAUAAUAAUGAUAAUUUCAUUCGUGGCUCAACACUUAGUCAAUCGUUUAUAAAAAAUGGCGGUGGUGACAGUUCGGUUCCUCCUAGUGGGACUAGGGAGGGUGCCCUUGGCGCCUGCAACUAUCGCUAUUUAGAGUCGAAUACAAGGUCAUCACCGUCCCAACCAUUAUCGGACCGUGAAGGCAAUACCAUAAUGAGCUCAAGCCAUCAGACGAGCGGUUUUACUAGUGGGAGCGGAAUGAGUCGCAAAACUCGGCACCCUCUUGCAAUGAUGGCCGUGAAUCAACAAAAACGCUCCAAGUCUUCCACCGAAAUUGUUGAUGAAUUAACGCGAAGAAAGAAUUUCAAACGAGCCACCAGUAAUAUACUAUUCAAGCCGCGAACAAUGGACCGCGCCGAGAUUUGAGAGUAAUAAGGAUAGCAUGUAUGAGAGAUGCAAGGGAUGGGGGUAGAGUUUAUGGGGGUAUACGGGAGAGUAGUGAAAAGCUAGGUGAGUAGGUUUGUACAUCCGAAUAACCAAUACGUAGAUCUUUUCAAAUAUGAAAUUAACCGAGGUUUUUUUUUUCGCUUGCAAUUGCGGAGAAGUGCAUCCGAAUGUCCAUAGAUUAGAAUGUCCUUAUUGAAAGCUUUGACUUAUCGUACAAACAAAGCAGCAAUAAUAGUUAACUACUCAACUUUCAAAAGUUUCUUGUAACCGUUUUUUUCGAAAACUAAUAUAAUAAAUCUCAAUGAUUGGAACCAAACUCAUUAUGGUCCUAAUUUAGGCCUACUGCCGCUUGGUUCCCUUUCGGGCGACUCAUUAUUGUUCGGAUAUCCAAUUGUAAUUUCAGAAGAAUUUUUCAAUAGCCGCGAGUCCUGGAGACAUUUUUCAUUUCCCUCAUUAAUCUGCACUUGAUUACAAUGAAGGAAAAAAAGGGGAGGGGGAGAAUACUAUACCCUUCCGUUUUGUCUAAUGUAUACCAAGAUGUCGUCUGGCUCUACAAUAAUGCUAGCUGGAAGUUGAUUGUUUUACAGCCACCAUAUCUCAUCGAUAGUUAAUUAGAGUUGGUAGACGUUACUUUUGGGAUAGCAUAAUGAAGGAGCACACAAUGAGGGUGUCCUGUUUCUCGAUUUUAAAAUGAAAUGAAUGAGUUAUUCCGUCCUUCACUUUCGGGGACGGUUAGAGAACCAUACUGAGUUAGAGAACCAUACAUGAAGUCGGUGAAGAAGUGGGACUCUGUCCUGUACCGAACGGAGCCAAGUCAAAGUGCAGUUUUUCCCAAUUAGAUGUAAAAGAUAGUAGCAAACAUGCAAAACUGAGUCUCUAACUGACGGACUUGACGCAGCAGGCACAAUUUUCUGGUGGACACAGGCCCGGAAGUCUAGGUCCUCUCCGUUGCUAGACAUAACAAAUUGUUCCAAAUCAACUAAAAUUAGGGGCAGCAAACUCAAUGUCCAUUACCAAAUAUGGCUACAGGCAACUAGACUUGAGUCUGCGCUUACACAGGAUCUUCUGGCGCUUUAUUUUAGCGGACAUCAACAUCUCCAUAUUAGGCGCAGAUUUCCCGUGUUACUAUGGGCUGGCGGUGGAUAUGCAGUAUAGGUGCCUAGUAGGCUUCAGUACCUCCUGUAAGUGAUCACUCUUUCUAUUAUUUUUAAGGACUAUGCCAAUCCACGGGAUCGCGCACUCCUUCAAAAAUACCGUAACGUAGUAACGCAGGACCGUAGUAACCGAAUGUUUUAUCUCCCAGCCAGUUAGCACACUGUUCAGUACCACAUCAAAACUGCUGGUUCCCACGUAUUGUGGUGCGUCCUUUCCCACACCAGAUGUUCACUGUUAUGGGAAGUGUCUGAGAAACUACUUAAGUAGUUGUAAACCUUCUGACAGUUGUUUGUCAUCUCAACUGCAGCUGGCCCCCAAGUCAAAUAACAAAUGGCAAUCUUAUGGAGAUCAAAGAUGGCUGAAUGCUCGGCGAUUCCAGCCGGUACCCAUUACUCUAAUCCAAGACUUUGCGCAUUAUUUAGCAAACUGUCGUUUUUUCACGACCUUAAAUCUGGCGCGGGUUACUAUCAGAUCCCUGUAGCCCCCGAAAAUAUUACAAAAACAGCAAUUUGCACAAUUUUCCGAUUCCACAAGGAUUACUUUUAGCCUGUGCAGCUCAGUAAAAACCUUCCAUGGGUUCAUCCACUCUGUACUAUGAAACUUUUGUUUCAUUUGCUUGAAUGACAUCUUGGCCGUAUUUUACAGCUGGAAUUUCUAUGCCACUCUAUCACCCCUAAUGGCGGACAACCUAACCUAGACAAGGCGCAGGCGAUCGUGAGCUUUCUGUUGCCUAAAAGUGAAAGACUCUAGAAGGUUACCUACUAUCGCUGUUUCUUGCCCCAAGCCGCUCAGCACCAAGUGCUACUUAAUGCUUUUCUGUCUGGUCCUAGAACAACAGAAUCGUAGAUUGUUGUGUGGCAGUAGCUGGUAGACGCUACUCUUUUGACAUUAUUUCGACAAGCCAUGUACGUCGAUGCCUCACACAAUGUAGUAGACGUUGGAUUUCAUCUCGAAGCAGUUGAUUUUUCGGCAGUUACUGCGACCCAGUUCACCAGAGCCUGCAGUGGACUCGAAAUACAAAUUCAAGAAUUUCCUUAUCUUCCGCUCACCUUCCUUCAUCUGCUGGAAGAUCUUCGAAAAGGAACAUAUGCCACAUAUAUACCGGGCGCUUUACCUAUGGUAGUGUUUCGCCCGGUAUAUGAUUCUCCUCACAGACAAGGGGCCGACUACUCUCUAGUAAGUAUUUCUGGUCGUCCAUGAACAGGAACACAUUGUAGGCCUUUUGCCAAACUUGGACGGCUGCAAAUAUUACCUCACUAUCAUUGAUCGGUUUACGCUAUAGCCUUAAGGCAAUACUUCUGACGCACAUUACAGCACAGUCAUGUGCUGGGGCCCUCCAUCAAGAGUGGAUUCCGCGGUAUGAUGAACGCGAAGAAUUUCCUGCCCAGUUGAGCUGGUGUGCGGGGAGAACGUACGACUCCCGGGCGACUUGAUCUACGCCAGGAGAAACGGUCUCUGAGAAGAGAGACCGGAUUGUUACGCAAAGCGAAGCCUCCAUUUCAUCACGCGAAGCAAGGGGUCAACACCCCUAAAGAACUCGAGGUCUGCUCCAACGUUCUGGUAAGGACUCAUGCCACCCGGAAGCCGCUGCAUAUGUUUAGACUGGACAUUGGAUGCGAGCUCAAAGCGGUCUCUUAAGACAGGCGGAAACCUUUCUUCCAGGGCGCACAUAGCACUGGUAGUAGGUGCGAGCGCCGCGCCAGUUUUGAUGUCCGUCAGUCGGCCGCUGAAACGAGCAGUUAUAUAAAGCGAGCCAAAAGUUCCUCAGGGAAAAUCAUUGAAAUGGGAUGACAACCCAUUCGGAACAGAUAAGAGAUCGGUUCCAGGGUUUCAAAAUUAGAAAAGAAUGCAUCCAAGAGGAUAAGGGUCGAUAUGGGCUGCAGCGCUAUUGCAGAACCAGCAGCUUCUUUAUGGAUGCCAAGUUACAUCCAAAGUGUAUCCAUGUCAGCGGUCUUCUCAAAGGUUUUAUUAGGCUGAGUUGGUGGGUAAUUCAUGAAUGUGUUUUCUACGUGUUAACAUCCGCUUGUUUUAAGCGAGGCGUGGUUCACUACAUCCUUGCAGGGCUUUCCAAGGGAGGAUGUUACAGUUGACUGUAAUGCUUUGAUGAUAGCUUGACUAUCAGUCGCAAUGGCUAUGUUUUUCUUGAGACGUAGGAUAUACCUCAAUGUUUGACAAGUUUCUAUAUCAACAGCGUCUACGUCUGGAGUUCGUCCGUAUGUCCUGGCAUAAUGGCAUGUACCAUAAUAAGCCCUAAACGGAGCCAAGGUCACGUUGUACAGCAAAGGAGGUAAGGUUCCUGAUCUUAUGGGACGUCCCCGUGUGGCAACUAUCCGUAUGGAUCUUUUGAUGUACGAUAUAUGCCUGAACCUCUUUUAGAUCUCUUACCACUAUCCGAGAAAAUCUACAUGUUGGGAAGCUUUUUAUCGCACGCCUAAUUUUUUCCUUUAUUAUCGCGAUCUUUCCCGUCUGCGGGAAAAUGCUUAUGUACUAGAAACUCCAGAGUUUUACCAGAAGUUUCCAUCCAGGAUCCCUACGAUUUCUAAAGUUGGAGGUGUUCCUAUGCUCUUUUGCCAGAAUAUUUCUAAAGCUCCCGCAAAUGGACAAGCAGUUAUGGUGGUUCUCUUAUACAUCUUUAGACAGUCCCUUAUAAGCGUCAAUGUUUACUCUUAUAGCAAGUAUUGAAGUCUGAAGUCGUCUUUCCGAGAUUGGAUGGAUCCUCAUUAAUAACAAUCUCCUUUUGGUGUAUUUUGCUGGAAUUGAGGCUCUAAGCAACCAAUUAUCCAGCCUCAUUCUUCUUUUGGAAGACACAGUUUUUGACUUGUGGGAAGUUUAGAGCUUAUAAUUAAUGAUUUUGAGGGUUGCCAUGGUGGAAAUAGUUCAAUGACGACCUCUCGAUCUCCUUACCCUGGGUUCGUAACCCAAACGUAUUGAAUGUGUGUGUUGACUGCUGCAGGAUAAUCUCUUGCACAUCAUUAGAUGUGAUGGUCUUAUUGAAACCUGCGACUGUCUACAUGCCCUACACCAUGAACUAGUAAACAUGAGAAAUACAACCUCCCUGGGGUGAACAUUAUGUAAAAAAAACAAGCCCAGAGUAAAUUUAUAGGGGUCUGCGGUGCAAAUCAUGUCGGCCUUCAUAUUAUCCUUUCUUUGCAUAAAAAUUUAUCUUUCGGGGCCGACGUGAAUCCCCGUUUUCACCUCCUCUCGUCAGGCCUGCCUGCGGUUUUAAGAGGAUCUCCACUUGGGGUGUCUAAAGUUUUCUACUCGAAAUUUUUCAUUAUCAGUUAUGAAAGUAUAUCCAAGCAAUCACAAUUUUUCUAGUCCAAAAAGUAAAAAGUUCACUUGUUACCUCCAGUGUUCUGCGCCAAGUGUGGACGAACCAGUAGUAGACUAUCCUGGCUCAGCGGAUUCUAUUGCAUGGAAUAAGGCUCAAUGGAUUCGUCCCUUUCGCCGCUUCUUUAUGUGUGGCCUAUCCAAUUUUAUGGGUAGCUGGAGCGUACGCCGGAAGAGCUCCUCUUUCGAAAUUGUCCAGAUUACCCCAAUUAGAGGACGUAGACAAGUAUUGACGAAGAGUUGGAACUAUCAAAUAAGAGCAGCGGACACUUACCAUGUGCUACUCUUAUACAAUAGCAUACAAAGAAUAGUCUCAAUUUGACUUUGGUGUUAAAGCCAAAUUUCCAAAUUUUGGGUAAGACAGCGAAAGCGGACUAGUGUUCUUAAGGCGUUGAAUAACAAUGAGUUCUUUACCGCUGUCAGCAAACACAAAACUUUCGAGAUAUGCAACGCCUUCAAUGGUCCGCCCGUUAAUGUAGAUAGGAAGGGUGCGAUGGCUAUUCAGACUGAGAACUUUGGUUUUUUUUUUUAUGUUUACCUUUAGUGCUGCCUCAUUCUCCAAACCAAGAAUUAUUUAGCGAACGUUCAUGACCCGGUGUGGAAGUGAAAAGAUAUCAUCAGCGUAUUCAAUGUGAUAGAUUUGAAAGAAAGAUGACAUGGUCGGUUACACCGCCAGGGGAUCCGAACUCCCCACAUUGCUCUGGAAGCUGUUUACCUAGGGGCCUAGGACCUAGGUUACACGAUAGGGCAGGGGGGCAAGCAAUUACCAACCUGUUCUCUGUCGAUUAAUCUUUUGAUAUGAUCCUUGAUACUUUCCGGGCUGAUUUUAGCUAUUAUCCUCGCGAAAGUAAGAAGCAUGCGAAUACUCCACCAACUUCCGCGCUCAAAAUGGGCGCCAUUUUUCGGAAUCUUAACAAUUCCCUUCUUCUACUUCCCAGCAAACACCUCAGAUUUCCAAGAUUUACAGAUGAAUGAAAGUACCAACUCUGCAGACACACCUGCGAUGAAGACUGCCAGGAAACUUCCAAACUGGCAGCUCUAUUUCGCUUGAGCGCAUUGAUGGCCCAGAAGACUUUACUUCUAUUUGGAGGAGCAGUUCAUAUUAACUAUUUCAACCAUAGAACGAGAAGGAAGGAAUCGUGGUGAAGUGCUCCCUCCAAAAAUUAAGUUGUUCGUCCUCGCGAAAAAGGAGCCAACCGAUAACAUCCCCAAAGGUGCAUCGAAGGAUUUAGCACUGCAUGGCGUAGCGUCCCUUCUUAACGAGUAGCUGGUCUGUACCCCGACAAAAUUCUUCUUCUGAGGAAGAUUUGGAGCUUUUGAGCAACAUUCUCCUACACUGUCAAUAUGAUUUGACUGUUGAGAUAUUUGAAUUUUCAAAUUAAAGAUGAAGCAUCGAAGACAGAUCUGACACUGCUAAUACAACGGGUGACAUGAAUUUUCUGUUAAAAGAUUGAGAAGUCCACAAACACUUGAUAUUAGACCGGACCAAAUUGACAAUAACUUACUCUCAAUUUUGUGGUUCACGAACCCCUCUUUUUGAGCUUCGCAUCUAAACUUCAAAAGGAUGGAAAACCAAGAUGGCUAACGGAUUUGUCACCCCACGAUGUUUUCAUAAGGUCGACAUUGACGAUUUUCCUAUUACGCUUACCCAGACGACAGCUCCCAAAUUUACUGGUUAUCUAUGGCCCUUAUUGGCUAACAAUUUCAGGUCUCAGGCAGAGUGAAAUGUAACCCAACAUUACAUUUGAAACCAAUAAAUUUAAAUAUUUUCUCUAAAAGGGAGUAGAUGGGGUUCUAUUUGCACAUAUAGGAAUCGGGCAUAAUAGUUCUUUAAGGAGGCAGUGUAGUUAUUGUUUUAGUUCGCCUUCGAGUUCCUCUUCGCUUCCCUUUUUCUUCGAUGGAAUCUGAACUCCAUAAUUCGCGUUGGUUUAAAGAUUUAAAGCGGAAUAGAGAACAGAACUUUUAAUGUUUCUAAUCCGAAGCUCAAAUCUAAUUCGUAAAGUUAGCUAAGAGUGCUAAGACUCUCCUUCCACUCCUUCAGGAGGACUUAAAAUUUCAGCUUGUUUCCAGUUCUUAAGUAGUCAAUAUACAUGAAACAGUGGAAAUAGCCUUGUGUCAAGUCUCUGGAGAAUUGUUUUGACUGGUAGCAGCUAGUUAUCCUUUCAAAUACCUUGGCAUAAGGAAGUGAUGCUACCGAUCGGAACACACCUAGCGGGGAUAUAAUUUUGUACAGCUGCACUUCGAUGUCUGUCUGUAGCCUCAAUUGAGUUUCUCCAUAUAUUAGGCGAUGACGACUUUAUGGUUUCUUACCAGGACAGAGGCAAAUCGUCAGACGCUGCCUAUCCUCUGCCCUGGGAGUGGCGUGACCGAAGCGGCUCGCAGAUGUUAAGUGCUCCUUUAUAUAAUCUGCAGAACACAACAUGACUACGAAUAAUAUUGAGGUAAAUUCGCCCAUACUUUAGACCAAACCUUCGCAUCCACUUGAUGUCGGACCGGACCAAAUGGGGAGCAACUUGCUCCCUCUUUUUUUUGUCCACGGACCCCUCGUUUAGGUCUUAGCACCCAAAUUUUAAAAAUAUUAGGCGAUACUUUCAAUUCAAGUUGCAACCAGUUAUCAGUUACUACUUCCUAAUUUGAAGAUUGCCUUUCAUCCCCAACGUACGCUCUCGAAUAAUAAUCUUCCUUAUUAGCAGUUAUGGACGCAUCUCCAGAUUUGAAAUAGAUACUCUCACUUUUGUCUUUUUUGAAUCCAUUACGACUUCCUACUCACCUAGCCUCACUACAUUACAUCCCCUAAAACGCGCAUCCUCAUCAUCCUGAAUGGACCAAUUAGACAUAAAGGUGACAAGAAAUUUUUGAAAGAUAACGAUAAUCAUCACGCAACGCUAUUGUCCUUGUUUACUCCCAAAUAUACAGUGCAGGUUUGGGUGUGUGUAGCUAAUCUGACAAUAUCCUGAUGAAUUAUUUAUGUGUACAAUUUUCAUUAUAAUGUGCCAUUUAAAAUCCGCUAUAUCGUCGCCAUCAAUGUCAUUGUCGUCAUCACGCGAUAAAGGAAUAAAAAAAAAAACGCAGAAUCAAGAAAGCGGUGGAGGAACAAAGCUAGGAAAAUGAAGACAUUGUGGUGAAUAAUUUAUAGUUAAAAUGUCAUUAGGGAAAUUAUAUAGCAUUUUAUUUUCAUAAUAAAUCUCAUCGUUUCAUGUACUUUAGACGAUUUGUGUUGCCUUUAAAAUUAUUCUAUUUAUCAUUGUCCGUGUUUGAUGGUCUGGAAUUAUCUAUAAUUAGACAGUUUUGAUGUUUAUGCUUGCCUAUUGCGGUGGAAGACUAUGAAAGGAUCUGACGUUAAUUAAAUCAUUUCAGUGCGAAUUUUAGACAUAUCUGAACUUCAUUAUCGAUAUUGCCAAGAAGGCGCAAUUGUGAACUGAGUCGGCGCUUUCUAUAGUGAAGAAUUUGGUUCGUAAUGACUUUUCAUAAAACAGCAAUCUAUAGCACUGUUAAGAUAAAUGGUACUAAUGACAUCGAGUAAGUGCUAAUUCAUUUUAAGGCUCCUAGUUCAAUCCGAUGACUUCCUUGGUUUGAAUAGUUAUAUACCAAAAUUUAAAGCUAGGCGUCUUGAAAAGAUUACCCAAAAUAAGAAUGAAGUCAUCAUUUGCUAAUUUUCCUUAAGAAUGAACAAUUUUGAAGUCAAUAUUAAAAACUACCCACUCAAAGAUUGUCCUUAAUUUUUCGCAUUCUAUUCUUGGAAUGUGAAGGCUUAUGGCAGUCCCUCGGAAGUUUCGCAAAUUAGCAUAGCUCAUGAUUAAAUUUCAACAUCUUAGUAAAGUGUCCAGGCUCUCCAGGUCCAAAAUUAACACUCCUUACAUGUCGUAGUCACUGAGGUAAUGAGUUUCUCCUUUGCCUUUUUUUCUCGUACAGGAAGGUGCGAAAAUCCAGCGAGUGUGGAAUUCGCACCUGCUAAAUGCCACUCUCCCUUAAAGUCCGAACCGGUUGGUCACGGGUUCCUGGCUGUUUGAACCAGUUCUUGUUCGACCACAACAUCUACGCAACUAUGCCCUGCAGGCUUACGCUCGCUCCGAUCACCUGGCUCAGAUUCCUUCUUUGGACCGCGAAUCUUGGGUAGUGAAACAAUAUAAGCUCUGGAUGCUCCGCAAUGCCACCGCAUCCAGGGCAAUCUAGUUAAAACGAUGUAGGUACUCUCAGAAUUGAGUAACAUCGGGAUAAGCCUAUGCAUCCAAUGAGUCUUCGAAAACUCGUUUCGUCUCUGACCUUGCCGCAGUUCUAUACGUCUUGUAUGGAACAAUACACUCAUUUCUCGCAUUGUAACCCCACAUGCAAUUAUGUAAACCAGCAUCAGUGUGUCUCAUCUGAUGUACACAUAGUUCCAAAAGCCUCAGAAGCAUCCGAAACCGAACUCACUUGCUACCGUCUUUACGAAUUUGAAACCAUCUCCGUCCACACAAGCGACGCGUAGAACAGAAUGGACAGCUUCAAGCCGGCUAAAACCCUUACCGCCCCCAGCCAGAGGCAGCCUCUGCACAUGCAAACCCUAAUCGUUCCAUAAAAUUCAACCAACUUGAAAAGUUAUCUGACAACCAGGGAAGGGAGGACCGUAUGUCCACCGACUUGCAACUUGACAGUGUUUCCUUUUCUACAGUUCAUUAUUUAAACUGUAGUCGGUUUCACAUUUGUCUAGAUCUCUUCGCUGUACUUAGCAAACGCAGUCAAGACAUUCUAGGUGGCAAUUGUAGCUUCCUCUGGGAUGAAAAGCACAACCACUCUAUUACGAAAGGCAUUUCAAAGGGGCAUCACCCGUUACACACAUAGGGAAUUCUCUGCGAGAGAUUAUUCUUGACCACUCGCCAAUCCCAUUCCAGUUGAUGGAGUUGAAUGCGGUAUUAUCAUCUCAUACCAAGUUCGCUACCCUGUUUAAUGCAUUCACCGAUCCUCCCACAUACUUGCCGCAUUUCCCCCACGGAAACUGGAGGCAUCAUGCACUCCAAGGGCGUUAUGCCGAGAUCCUCGCACAGCUCUUUGAUUCAGUUUUCCUUCUUUCUUUCAGUUUUUUUAUGUGACCCAGCAGCUGCCCGUGUGCUUUGUAUCUAUUUUCACUACCCGGUAUUCCUCUGUGUCUUCAGCAAAAUCUACUUGAAAAUGUGGAGCCCACGAAAUUGUGAUUUCAUUGUUUAACUAAGGAUUGGGUUGUCUACUAGGGAGCAUGACAUGCUUCUGUGGCCUUUCGCGUAACAUGGCCUUAAUAUAUAUACCUAUCGGGCUCACGUCACGGAAAAUAUGUCCUCCUUUGAUAGUUCCGCCGUCCAUAAGAAAAGCCCACUCGCAUUUUGCAAGAGUUUUCUUUUGGAGCUGAAUUGAUCUCCUGCGUGACUUCGAUGUAAUUUGUCCGGUGGUCACUGAGUGUACAAUCCUCACUAACAUACCUGAAAACUCUGCUAAAUAAAGCGUCACUCACAAAUGCCAGGUCCACUGUAUACCGCAAGCUCCUUCUUCUGAGUUCGCGGGCACGAAUUCUUGAAGCAAGACAUAUUCCUUCACAUUCGUUGUAAAGCUGUCCCCCUUAAGAGUCCACAUGUUGAAAUUCCCUGCAAUGAUCUUGGCCCACCCCUUCUCGCAUCCAGAAUCAGAGCGCUCAGCAUUAGUUUAUAUUCGACAGGCGUAAUUUUAGCAGCAUAUAGGUUCUCAUAAAUUGUUCUUCCCAAUGCUCCAUUAUUUCCUGACCGGCAUGUUCUCCGCAAUCCCACUGCACUGAUGCCCGCUUUUCCCUAGUUCUAGUAAGAACGUGUGUGUAAAGCUUCCAUUUUGGCCACCAGCGUUUCGGUAAUGUUCCGUUUGACAGCUCCUGGAAGAGUCCUGUCAGUUUGUAGUGCCCAUACAUGGUAUUUUGGAUCAGCCAACCUAGCACACUUGCGAGCGACUAAGCGAUCCUGCUGGCCUUCGAAUUUGGUCACCCAUCCAUGUAACUCCCUGACUAUGCAAAUGGAUUGGAAACAGUAUUCGCAAGGAUUUCACCAAUUCCGGUUCCCGACAAACAUCAGUGGAGGACUUGUGCUGUCGUUAAAUCCGACUACCAUUCGCUUCUGGAGAUGAAUGCCAAAUAAUUGGUCUAGAAAUUAAUCGAGGAGAGCGUCCUGCAAACUUGGGCAACUAGCUUCCGCAAUGGACUGUCGAUAUACAUAUAAUGUCAUUCGGCAGUGAAGAGCAUAUAGGUUUUCUCAAACUGCAAAGAAAAGUUUCCUUUCAGAGGCGAAUGUGUAUAGUGUGAAUCAAAAAAAUUGUUGCUGAACCGCCUCAUCAUUGGAGAUCCCUAGAUGACAUCGGAGCAAGGAGUCAUUCCAUCGCUCUCAGGUUCUUGAGAGUGAACGAUUGCUGUUCUUCUUUUGAUGAGUAAGCUUAUCCUAGCUAUCAGCCCGGCAUGCAAAUAAGAAAUAGAAAGAAAUCCGGGCGCUACGCCAUGAGAUCCUUUCUUCAUUGAUUGUGAAUGUGAAAACUAACCUUAAAUAUGCUCAAUCUAAGAAGAGGCCGCAUCGACACACAUCUCCGCAGCCAAACGUUGUUUUGGGUUGAUGCCCCAGCCAUCGCGAUUUGUGUCUCCGUCGCUCUUGUUCUUUCUUUGUGUCUUAAUAGGCCAAUACUGAGGAAAACAAUUUCAAUCUUCAUAUCGGCUAAGUUGCAACAACAGAAGCCCAAUAGCUAGCUUAGUACUUCACCAAAGUUCCAGCUCUUCAUCCCGCGGCAGAAGUAAGAAUAUUAAAGUUUUCAAGUAAGCGGAAGAAGAGACUUUCAUUUCAAAUAAAGAAAGACAUCUGGCAAGUUGGGGCAAUUUCUAAUGACUUUGAAUGCCAUUUUUAAUAAUUUAAUGGAAAGUCGACUAGCCAAAAGCCCAUCUCAGUGAAACAAAGUCAAAUAAGAAGACAGAGUUGCCUCGGAAAUCUAAAGAAAUGGCGAAAUUGACAGUUAAGGUCCUCCCACAGCUAAUGAAGCUCCAUUGAAUUGUCUCAUCGACACUCUCCCUGGCCGAAGCAAAAAUUUUCUCCAGACUACAGGAUGGCCCUUAUGGGUUCCACAAUUAGUCGCUGCAUCUUACAUCACUUUGGCGGUUAAGCGUCAGAGUUUCCUCCUUUUCGUUUCCUACCAAAACUCUCCCAACUGAGGCAAGCGCUUUCAAUCGCGCGGGCUUAUUGCCUUUGGGUCAGGAACUAACAAGAAUGUGAUUUCAUCUAGACGAGCCCAUCGAUGGAACCAGUAAUCCUUCCAGUACAUUUAAUGCCGCAGUAGUUAAGUUUCCCUCUAGUGAACCGCUGCGGUCAAGGAGUACCGACAGCCGGAAGCCCACUUGCCCAAUUCAAAGCAUUGUUUCUUCUUUAGUUCUGGCAUUCAUUCUAUAUGUUUGUAAGUGUAGUUUAGACGGAGGAGGCAAAAAAUAGUAACCUUAAGGACCUGAUUGAUCCCUCGUAGAAAAAGAGACCCCUUUUAAAAGCUGAGUACUAACCAUUUCAAACACAUUUCGCUGGCCUAGCAGAUUCUACCGUCUAUAUUUUAAUCAUACCCAACACGAAGGAUAGUAGGUCAGCAUCGUUAUUAGUAAAGCUCCAUCUCAUUCUUGCCUGGAGUAGUAUCUAAUAUUAAUAACUUUUCCAGGAUACGCUUUCAGGCGGCAUCUUGAAAACCAAGAAAGAACUUAUCAAUUUAUGAGCUGUAGACAUCAUAAACAAAAGUCAUAACCUAAAUUAUUAUUGAGUGAUACAUUGGGCGGAAAUUCCAGAGCAUCAAACUAAGAUAGAUUAUUAGAUAUGCAAUUCAAACACAAAGUCUGCUUUAUAUUGAAGCCAAAGUUCAGGGUUUUAUCAUUUCUAUGAAACCCCAUAAACAAUUCCAAAUAUUUACGCCAAAGAUUUCCAAUCCCAUUUCCCUCUUUGAAUGAGAUUCCUCCCCUCCCCCCUUAAAAAUACAAUUGCUAGAUUGCCUUCAACCUUUUCUAUGUGAAAACCAUUCUAAUCCUGUUAAAAAAUCCAAAAAUCUUUUCUAUUGUUCAUCGUUAUCAUAAAAUAGUAACUAAUGUAUUUUAAUGUAAUAAUUUAUUAUUAAUGGAUGCUAUUAAUGUUUAAGAAAAAUCUCAAAGAUUAUUGUUUUGACUGAGAACUAAAACUUUAAAGCAUGAUAUUCAGUUGAAUGAAGCUCGAACGAAUUUAAUUUGAUUGAGCACAGUUUUUAUAAAAAGAAUCAUCUUCUUUGGAUAAAUUUUUAUAGUUUAUAUUAUCUGCAAAGUUCAGUAAAGAUUUUAAAUAUUUGAGAGUAUUUAUUAUUAGUUAAUUAUUUGAUCAAAUGAAUACUGAAAAAUGUGCUCGCAAGUAUAUAAUAAAAUAUGUAACAAUUAUUACAAAAAGCAUGUGUUCAUUCAAAUGAAUCUUUUUUAUUUUGACAAAACUAUUCAUAAAAGAUUAAUUUUGAUCUGUUACAUCAAACUGAAUAUUUACAAAAAUCAAGCUUAUUUAUUUAAAACGACUUUACAAAAGCAUUUUUUAUAACCAUAUAUUUUCUAAAGAAAGAAAACUCAAAUAAACAUAACUUAUGUGUAGUAAAUAUUGUUAUAUAAUUGUAUGGAUUAAUAACAAGACUUGAGAAUAAUAUAUAUUGUAUUGUAAAAGACAAAAGUUUUCAAAAUCAAAAGCAAAGAAUUUUUGGGAGUAUUUGCGGAAACUAAGAAAAAGAAAAACAGAAAAAAUAUAUACAAUAAAUAACUACGAAGAUAAUAAGAAUGAUUACAAAAUAGAAGAUCGGAGAAUAUUAAAAAAAAUAUUUG